GCACCGGCACCGGCACCGGCACCGGCACCGGCACCGAGCCCUGCUCGGCGGCUGUGCCACGGCCCGGCGGGCCGGGGGGGCGGCGUCCCCAUGGCCCUCUUCACAAGAACCAGCAGUCAUCCUAACGCCACCGACCCCGUUCCCUGUGGGGCAAACACCACCACAGAGCCCGACCUGCCACACUCGCAUGCCUACUACGCCCUCUGCUACUGCAUCCUGAUUUUGGCCAUCAUCUUUGGGAACGUGCUGGUCUGCUUAGCCGUGCUGAGGGAACGCACCUUGCAAACCACCACAAACUACCUUGUGGUGAGCCUGGCGGUGGCGGACUUACUGGUGGCUACUUUGGUGAUGCCAUGGGUGGUGUACCUGGAGGUGACCGGAGGAGUCUGGACUUUCAGCCGCAUCUGUUGUGAUAUCUUCGUCACCAUGGAUGUAAUGAUGUGCACAGCCAGCAUUUUAAACCUCUGUGCUAUCAGCAUUGACAGAUACACCGCAGUGGUGAAACCAGUUCAGUACCAGUACAGCACCGGGCAGAGCUCCUGCAGGAGGGUGUCUCUCAUGAUUGUGAUAGUCUGGAUGCUGGCAUUCGCAGUGUCGUGCCCUCUCCUCUUCGGCUUCAAUACUACAGGGGAUCCCAGUGUCUGUUCCAUAUCCAACCCUAGUUUCAUCAUCUACUCCUCUUUGGUGUCCUUCUACCUCCCCUUCAUGGUGACCCUGCUGCUCUAUGUCCGGAUUUACCUCGUGCUAAGACAAAGACAAAAGAAGCGAACCCUCACCCGGCAGGGCAGCCACAGCGCCAGCACCAAACCGUGUUAUGCACACAAAGAACACAUGGAGAGAAAAGCUUUGCCAAACAGAAGCCAAGGCACCUUUUCCCCCUGUCUCCCACUCAAAUGCUCAGGCCAGGAGACGUCUACCAAAAGGAAGCUGCUGACUGUCUUCAGCCUGCAGCGGUACCGCAGCUUCUGCCACGAGGCAUCCCUCACCAAGACACCAGGGACUACACAACACAGCAGGCUGGAAGAGAGGAGAAAGAGUACGAAGCCAGGACUGGAGGUACGGAGGCUCAGUGAUGGCAAAACCGUCAGCUCUUUGAAGCUAGCGCAGCAGCAGCCCCGGCUGAUCCAGCUUCGGGAGAGGAAGGCUACGCAGAUGCUAGCUAUUGUCCUGGGGGCAUUCAUAGUCUGCUGGCUGCCCUUCUUCUUGAUUCACAUUCUCAAUGCCCACUGCCCGUCCUGCCACGUGCCCCCAGGGCUUUACAGUGCCAGCACCUGGCUUGGCUACGUGAACAGCGCUCUCAACCCCAUCAUCUACACAACCUUCAACACUGAUUUCCGCAAAGCCUUCCUCAAGAUCCUCUGCUGCUGACCGCCGGGCCGGCACCGCGCUGCACAGGCUGCGGUUUGGAGCAGAAGCAAACCGGCGAGUCGCUCGGCGUUGGGCACAGCGGUGCCGAGAGGCAGACCCGGCGUGCGGUGGAAGAUCAGCCGCCGCAGCGUGCCGGCCCUGGGAGCUGCCAGGCUCGCAGAGCGCACGGGACCCAAGAGGACAUGGACCCAAUCUCCCCCACCUACGUGCUGGGAACGCGUUUGCGCUCCCGCUGCUGGAGCCUCCGCCUGCAGAAGGCACCCAGCUCACGCGCAGCAGUCCUAGUAAGAGGGCGGAACGUGACCUCUUUGAUAAGGAUCCCGAUCCCUUUGAUCGGGAGCCAAGAGCAAAAAUUCGGCAAGGAAACUUAGAAACAGAGCGCCGAUGGAGAAACGACAACAUCCCUGUUGUCUCCAUCAAAAGGUUUGCCCAUAAAACUGGGUCAGUCUCAGUGCUUGAGAAAAUCGCCCCAGUUGCAAAUGAAACCUUCCCCUGUGCUGCCAGCUUGUAUUUUAUUGCUCCUUGCAAGGUAGAGAGGUGGCUACCAUCCCUCUGGUAGGUCAGAUCACAUGAGAAGUGCCACACUUAUCACAGUGUCCCCUCUCUUCCAAACCCAAGGACCAGCGAUAGAUUGGCCACUACUUAACUACCACAUACCCAGUCACCUACUGGGGCCACUAAAUAAUGAACAAGGCCUAGGAUAGCUCCAGUCAUGCCUGCGAUAGAUUCAAACCUGUUUUUUCAGCUGGGGCAGGUGGCAUGCACCCAGCCUCAAAACUUGUUCGUAGUCUUUUUGCAACCAAUCUGUUUGCGCUCCUCUCCUCAUCAGGAGCACUGCUAGUUGAAGGGUUUGUCCCAUCUGACUGCUGCGAUAACUCCUGUGACCGCCCACGCUGGGGGGAGAGCUGUUUCAGUAACAUCCCUCCCAGUACGAAAGGACGUGUGCCUCAGGAUCAGACCCAGGACUCUCCGUGGCUCCCCUCGCCGAUAUACCUGUCAGCACACAGGGUGUCCGUACACCCCAGCUUCCAGGAGCUGGCCAAAUACAGCCCUGCCGACAGUCUCCUUUCCCAGCAGUAUUUUACAAAGCCAUCUCCACUAGUUCCUGGGUGAAAACACCAGAAAAGCCCUGCCCUACCACGUAAGCUGGUCUCAUGUCAGAGCACUCUAAUGCUUGUCUCCUUGUAUAAACAAACAUGACCUGGGACAGCCUCAACACGUUUCUUUCAUUUUCCCCCCCUCGCUGUACUGGAUCAGCUCUCACUCCCAAGACUAAGCUUAGCUGUGCUGUUAGCCGCGCUCGUUUGACAGCUUUGGGUGUAACUGUGUGCUGUCUCUGCCUGUGUCCAUGCCACAGCUCCUCCGUCUGGGAAGGGCUUCCUCUCUUUCCUAAUAUAAAGCCAAAACCAUUGUCCUCAGCCUCUGGAACACAUAGCAGAGCUCUAGCUUUUUCUUUUGUUUGUCUGGGGUUUGGGAGGAGGUGCUCGUGGACAGCAUGUGCUGUUUGCUUGGGGAGGUGCCCUCCAUACUGCAUUGUAACUGCAUUAGUCCAA
This is a messenger RNA of Harpia harpyja (harpy eagle), 2921 nucleotides long. RefSeq names its product dopamine receptor D3 (gene DRD3). Gene Ontology annotation, cellular component: plasma membrane. Gene Ontology annotation, molecular function: G protein-coupled receptor activity; dopamine neurotransmitter receptor activity, coupled via Gi/Go. Gene Ontology annotation, biological process: adenylate cyclase-inhibiting dopamine receptor signaling pathway; adenylate cyclase-activating adrenergic receptor signaling pathway. NCBI's taxonomy places the organism in Eukaryota, Metazoa, Chordata, Aves, Accipitriformes, Accipitridae. The record is from RefSeq and is a predicted model, not a curated record. Bases 91 to 1368 code for a protein of 425 amino acids. The transcript has 7 exons.